AUGGGUGCAGAUGACUCCGAUAUUCAUGGCAUUGUGCCAUCCGCACCAAAAGCAACAUUUGAUUCAGUGUUACUUGUAAAUAAUACUUACACUAUGACUAACUUUUGGCCAUUACCUAAUGGUUUAAUGUUCAAAACUUCAGAACAUCAGUUUAUCAUUAGAUUUACAGCUGGAACUUCUCUGUCUGAUAUAAACAAACAUGAAAUUGGUGGAAAAAAGCUCAACUUCAAACCAUUUGUUGAUAUUAUUACUGGAAAAUGGAAGAAGGAUUUGUUAAUAGGGAAAUAUCUGAUUUCGGUGUCGAAUGCCUACAACAUCAAGAAUCUCGUCAUUAACGAGGAGGUGCCUGAAAUUGUUGAUUUUCGAAGAAGGAUACCUAAGGACUACGAUAUUAGUAGUUCAAGUCAACUUAUUAGUACACAAUUUAAUAUGUGGUCACAAAACUUUUAUGGUUCUCAACUCACAUCUUUUGGUAAGUUCAUGUCACAAGCUACGGCUCUUAGUCUGGGGGAUAUAGUAAAACUUCCUGAUGCAAGUAUAUUUAUGGCAUGCCACAAAUGUCCAAAAGUAGCUAAAGGUAGUUUUCCACCUUAUAUAUGUGUUGAUAACCAUUCCACAAAAAUAGAAAUAUUAAGGUACAAAAUCGAUAUUGAAGUAGUUGAUAAUGGUAGUAAUGCGAUUUUCGUGUUUUGGGACCUUGAAUGUACUGAAUUGUUGGAGAUGUUCGUUGCUCAACUUCGUCAAACCAUGGUUGAGGAUGGUAUUCAUGAUCCACUGGAGUUUCCAUCGGUCCUUCAUCAUUUGCUUGGAUAUGAAUUUGCGUUUAAAGUAAAAUGGCAUCCAAAGUGGAAAAAUGGUAGAUGUUGGAAAUCAAGGAAGAAAGAACUUAGUUUGAUUGAUGAAGAACUACAAAAUUUGACUUUAGUUGAAAUUGAAAAGAUUUUGCAAGCUAAUCUUCGUACUUUGAAGGAUUUAUGUCCUAUUCCAUAUCCAAAUGGUUAUGUUUUGGAACAACUUAGUAAUUGCUUGAUUUACGAUGAAUGGAAUUAUGACGUUUCUGCACUUAAAUCAGAAUUUGUUAUGUUGUAUGCACCAUUCACAAAGUUGUUACUUUAUAUUAUAGAUAAAUACAUAGUCUGA
Molecule: messenger RNA, 1140 nt
Organism: Lathyrus oleraceus (garden pea)
Lineage: Eukaryota; Viridiplantae; Streptophyta; Magnoliopsida; Fabales; Fabaceae
Exons: 8
Coding region: 1-1140 (379 amino acids)
Source: RefSeq, a predicted model, not a curated record